Diceros bicornis minor is the source of this 4447-nucleotide messenger RNA. It is a transcript of the gene TBC1D9B, whose product is annotated as TBC1 domain family member 9B. The transcript is spliced from 22 exons. The record is from RefSeq and is a predicted model, not a curated record. Gene Ontology annotation, molecular function: calcium ion binding. The coding region runs from base 49 to 3825 and encodes 1258 amino acids. NCBI's taxonomy places the organism in Eukaryota, Metazoa, Chordata, Mammalia, Perissodactyla, Rhinocerotidae.
CGACGGCGCUUCCGCCUGGCGGCCUGGGCCCGGUGUAGCGGCCCCGCGAUGUGGCUGGGCCCGGAGGAGGUGCUGGUGGCCAACGCGCUGUGGGUGACGGAGCGGGCCAACCCCUUCUUCGUGCUGCAGCGGCGCCGCGGCCACGGCAAGGGCGGCGGCCUCACGGGUCUUCUCGUGGGCACCCUGGAUGUAGUGCUGGACUCCAGCGCCCGAGUAGCCCCUUACCGCAUCCUGCACCAGACCCAGGACUCACAGGUCUACUGGACAGUGGCGUGCGGUUCCUCCCGCAAAGAGAUCACAAAACACUGGGAAUGGCUGGAAAACAACUUACUCCAGACGCUGUCCGUCUUUGACAAUGAGGAAGACAUCACCACCUUCGUCAAGGGCAAGAUACACGGUAUCAUCGCGGAAGAGAACAAGAACCUGCAGCCCCAGGGAGAUGAGGACCCCGGGAAGUUCAAGGAGGCCGAGCUGAAGAUGCGGAAGCAGUUCGGGAUGCCCGAAGGGGAGAAGUUGGUCAACUACUACUCCUGCAGCUACUGGAAGGGCCGCGUGCCGCGGCAGGGCUGGCUCUACCUGACCGUCAACCACCUGUGCUUUUACUCCUUCCUGCUGGGGAAGGAGGUGAGCCUGGUGGUGCAGUGGGUAGACGUCACGCGGCUGGAGAAGAAUGCCACCCUGCUCUUCCCCGAGAGCAUCCGCGUGGACACCCGGGACCAGGAGCUCUUCUUCUCCAUGUUCCUCAACAUCGGCGAGACCUUCAAGCUCAUGGAGCAGCUGGCCAACCUGGCCAUGCGGCAGCUGCUGGACAACGAGGGCUUCCUGGAGGACAAGGCACUGCCCAGGCCCUCCCGGCCGCAGAGGAACGUCUCGGCUCUGAAGCGAGACCUGGACGCCCGCGCCAAGAACGAGUAUUACCGGGCCAUGUUCCGGCUGCCCAGGGACGAGCGCCUGGAUGGCCACACAGGCUGCACCCUGUGGACCCCGUUUAACAAGCUGCACAUCCCUGGCCAGAUGUUCAUCUCCAGCAACUACAUCUGCUUCGCCAGUAAGGAGGAGGAUGCGUGCCACCUCAUCAUACCACUGCGGGAGGUGACCAUUGUCGAAAAAGCUGACAGCUCCAGUGUCUUGCCCAGCCCUCUGUCCAUUAGCACCAAGAGCAAAAUGACCUUCUUGUUUGCCAACCUGAAGGACCGUGAUUUCUUGGUUCAGAAGAUCUCUGACUUCCUCCAGAGAACGCCGUCUGAGCAGCUGGGCGGCAGCAGCGGGGAGAGGAAGGCCAGUGUCGUGGACCCGGCCCCAGAGGCGUCCCCAGCUCCUCAGGCAGCAUCAGAACAGCCCGCCAGCCCAACCUCACCCCUUGGUGGCCACCAGAGCUCCUGUGCACAGGAGGCGCCCACUGCUUCCCAGGGCCUGCUCAAACUCUUCCAGAGACAUGCGAGCAUGGAGGACCUGGGAGCCAAGGGGGCCAAGGAGAAAAUGAAGGAGGAGUCGUGGAACAUUCACUUCUUUGAGUUCGGGCGCGGCAUGUGCAUGUACCGCACGGCCAGGACGCGGGAGCUGGUGCUGAAGGGCAUCCCCGAGAGCCUCCGGGGGGAGCUGUGGCUCCUUUUCUCUGGGGCCUGGAAUGAGAUGGUGACUCACCCUGGCUACUAUGCUGAGCUGGUGGAAAAGUCCACUGGGAAGUAUAGCCUGGCCACGGAAGAGAUCGAGCGAGACCUCCACCGUUCCAUGCCUGAGCACCCCGCCUUCCAGAACGAGCUUGGGAUCGCUGCGCUCCGGCGGGUGCUAACUGCCUAUGCUUUCCGAAACCCCACCAUCGGGUACUGCCAGGCCAUGAACAUCGUCACCUCAGUGCUCCUGCUCUAUGGCAGCGAGGAGGAGGCCUUCUGGCUGCUGGUGGCCCUCUGCGAGCGCAUGCUGCCUGACUACUACAACACCAGGGUGGUGGGGGCCCUGGUGGACCAAGGCAUCUUUGAAGAGCUCACGAGAGACUUCCUGCCCCAGCUCUCUGAGAAGAUGCAGGACCUGGGGGUGAUCUCCAGCAUCUCACUCUCCUGGUUCCUGACCCUCUUCCUCAGUGUCAUGCCCUUCGAGAGUGCGGUGGUCAUUGUUGACUGCUUCUUCUAUGAGGGCAUCAAGGUGAUCCUGCAGGUGGCCUUGGCCGUCCUAGAUGCCAACACGGAGCAGCUGCUGGGCUGCAGCGACGAGGGCGAGGCCAUGACCGUCCUGGGCAGAUACCUGGAUAAUGUGGUCAAUAAGCAGAGUGUUUCUCCUCCUAUCCCACACCUCCAUGCCCUGCUGACCAGUGGAGAUGACCCUCCUGCAGAGGUGGACAUCUUCGACCUCCUGAAGGUGUCCUAUGAGAAAUUCAGCAGCCUGAGGGCCGACGACAUUGAACAGAUGCGGUUUAAACAGAGACUGAAAGUAAUCCAGUCCUUGGAGGAUACAGCCAAGAGGAGUGUGGUCCGAGCUAUACCUGGGGAUAUUGGUUUCUCAAUUGAAGAGCUGGAGGACCUCUACAUGGUGUUUAAGGCCAAGCACCUGGCGAGUCAGUACUGGGGGAGCGGACGCCCCGCAGCUGUGCGUCGGGACCCCAGCCUCCCCUACCUGGAGCAGUACCGCAUUGACGCCAGGCAGUUCCAGGAGCUCUUCGCCAGCCUGACGCCCUGGGCCUGCGGCUCCCACACGCCCGUGCUGGCAGGGCGCAUGUUCCGGCUCCUGGAUGAGAACAAGGACUCGCUGAUCAACUUCAAGGAGUUCGUGACAGGGAUGAGUGGGAUGUACCACGGGGACCUGACAGACAAGCUCAAGGCGCUCUACAAGCUGCACCUGCCCCCAGCUCUGAGCCCAGAGGAGGCCGAGUCAGCCCUGGAAGCGACCCAUUAUUUCACGGAGGACAGCUCCUCAGAAGCAUCUCCUCUGACCUCAGAUCUGGAUCUUUUCCUGCCCUGGGAGACUCAAGAAGCACUACGGCAAGAAGAGCGAGAGGGAGCUGGAAAUGAGGAAGUUCGAGAUAAAAGAGGAGAGGAGAAGGGCACCAGCCCUCCUGACUAUCGGCACUACCUUCGGAUGUGGGCCAAGGAGAAAGAGGUUCAGAAGGAGACCUCCAUUAAGGAUCUUCCCAGGAUGAACCAGGAACAGUUCAUUGAGCUAUGCAAGACGCUUUACAACAUGUUCAGUGAAGACCCCAUGGAGCAGGACUUGUACCACGCCAUCGCCACCGUGGCCAGUCUGCUGCUCCGCAUCGGCGAGGUGGGGAAGAGGUUUUCAGCACAGCCAGGCAGGAAGCCCAGGGACUGUGCCCCUGAGGAGGACGAGCCGCCAGCCUCUGACCCCCCUCAGGACCUGGCCCAGGAGCUUCAGCCACCGGCUGCAGGCGACCCCCAGGCCAAAGCCGGCGGAGACACCCACCUUGGGAAAGCGCUGCAGGAGAGCCAGGUGGUGGGCGAAGGAGGUGGCGGUGAGGGCCAGGGCUCCCCCUCCCAGCUUCUGUCCGACGAUGAAACCAAGGAUGACAUGUCCAUGUCCUCCUACUCGGUAGUCAGCACGGGCUCCCUGCAGUGUGAGGACCUGGCUGACGACACAGUGCUGGUGGGUGGGGAGGCCUGCAGCCCUGCCGCCUCCAUCCGCUGUGGAGGCGCCGUCGACACCGACUGGUGCAUCUCCUUCGAGCAGAUCCUGGCCUCCAUUCUGACAGAGUCUGUGCUGGUGAACUUCUUUGAGAAGAGGGUAGACAUUGGACUCAAGAUCAAGGACCAAAAGAAGGUAGAGAGACAGUUCAGCACCUCCAGUGACCACGAGCAGUCGGGGGUCUCGGGCUGAUGGCUCUGCCGAUCAAUCGGGGGCCUCUCUCUCCUCCCUCCUUCCCUCCAGUUCUGUUUUCUCCUUAAGGACACAGCCCUCCUGUUCUCCCCAGAAGCAGUGAGUUGUAAAUGGAAAGAAGGCUGAGCAGCCACACUUGGGACCCAGGCAGAGGCUCCCUGCCCCCCUGUUCCUGCCUGCCUGGUGGGCCCUGCCUUGGGCCCUGCGUGGUGACAAACUGAGGCUCUCAGACUGGCCUGUGCUGUGGCCAGGCCACGCUGCCUCCUCUGCCCACGGGCGGACUUCUGCUGCUAUGUGCUCUGGGGGGCUUUCCUGCCACUUGGUGCCAGGUAGGGGCGUCACAUGAUUGUUGGGCACCAAAGUGGCGGGACCUUCAAGGUGCUCUCCAGGAGCCCCUGAGCCUGAGCUUCUGGCUGAGGGACACGGGCAGGAAGUGUCCACUGCACUGGGGUGGGUGCCACACAGGCGUUGCUCUAAAUGCCCUUUCAGCUCAUCAUCCUCACCAUUAACUUUAAAAGCACAUCCCUCAGGUCCCAAUAUAUUUUCUUGUGUUCAUUUCAGUUGGCUAAAAAUCACACUGUGCUCAAUGCCUUAAUAAAAUGCCUGAAAGAACUAAAAACCA